ACAUCGCCACGGCAUCUCAGCAAUGCGGCGCCGCACCUCAAUCAUGCCUUGUUGUGAUUCUGAUAUCAUCGCCCAUUCCUCCAGCGCUAUUGCCUUGAGCUCUUCUAGGGUUUUCCACUCGUUAAAGCGCUUCCGUAGACGUUGUUUAAAGAUAUCCCAAACGCCCUCAAUUGGGUUAAGAUCUGGUGAUUGUGCUGGGUGUUUAAGAAGCCGUAUACCGUGCCUCUCUUUGAGCGAGCGAGCAACGGUUACCUCUGACCUUGUGCCGUGCGCAUUAUCGUUGUCCUCUUGGAGCAUGCAUUUGCCAUGGUAUUGGGGCUGAUCUGGGUCCUGAUUGUGCUCCUCUAGACGCGCAAUACACCCAGGAAGAAUCUUCUUAGUGUAGUAGGCUUAGGUCAUAGAAUUCCCCUUUGCCUUCGCAUCCACGCCGUGUGGCAGCGCUGCCUCCCAUUCCUUCACUCUUUGUAGGUAUUGCUCCUCAGUCUCUCGUGUAGGACGGUGGCGUGGCUUUUGUGGCCUUUUUUCAACGUUAAGGUGGUCGUUUUCGUCGUUGUAGAAUACUAGACGCCCGAUAUAAUGCCAUAAUACAUCGGUUGCCACAUAUAGGCGCAUAUUAGUAUCUUUGGUGCCAAAAUGCCGUCGAUUCUCCGUAUUAUAUCGCGUUCCCUCCCUCCUGUAGACGUAGCCUACGCUUUGUUAAUACGGAUCAAUGUGCGCUUCAUCCGUGAAGUGUACAAACUGCCAAAAGCUAUCAACUGUAUCAUCU
Molecule: messenger RNA, 766 nt
Organism: Mytilinidion resinicola
Lineage: Eukaryota; Fungi; Ascomycota; Dothideomycetes; Mytilinidiales; Mytilinidiaceae
Exons: 1
Coding region: 23-322 (99 amino acids)
Source: RefSeq, a predicted model, not a curated record